Messenger RNA from Manihot esculenta (cassava), 1543 nucleotides. RefSeq lists its product as uncharacterized. The record is from RefSeq and is a predicted model, not a curated record. NCBI's taxonomy places the organism in Eukaryota, Viridiplantae, Streptophyta, Magnoliopsida, Malpighiales, Euphorbiaceae. The transcript has 8 exons. The coding region runs from base 233 to 1285 and encodes 350 amino acids.
CCCUUGGUAUAGAAUCCCUUUUUGACUUCAAAAUGUAGACGAUCUCGUUUCUCUGAAUUUGCAGAUUUUCCUUGAUCCUCUUUUCCUUUUGAACCUUAUAUUAUAAGAGGGUUCUUUGUUACAACCAAUUUUGCUAUAGAGAAAUUCCUGCUCAUAAAUCACUGCCCUUCGUCUUCCUUCUUUCUGGGUUGUGUUCUUGCUCAAGUACUCUUGUUUUAAGAAUUAAGGCACAAUGCGUACACCGUCAUUGCUUGCACAGUGCUUACCUGGCUUGGUGCCUCAAGACCGAGCAAGUCUCGGCAUCACCAAUGUUUCAGAUAGAGAUGUGCGUCUCCCUUCACCUGCAGUCGAGAUCCUCCCUUCAAAGAUGGCGCACCCUUAUAAGUAUGCUGGGGAGAAUGUGGAACUACAAGGGCUUAAUGUGUUCAAGGGAAGAGUUAGUGUUGUUGAUAUCAUUGGAUUUACUGGUUCUGAAAGUUUAUCCUCAAAACCUGAUGGGUCUGUUAAAUCUUGGGACAGCUCUGUUGAUCUUGUAAAUGUCCUUAAGCUUGAGAUUUGUGAUGGACAGCUGAGCUUUAGAGGCAAGAGGGUACUUGAGCUUGGUUGUAGCUAUGGACUUCCAGGGAUUUUCGCUUGCCUCAAGGGAGCUAGUGCAGUACACUUUCAAGACCUGAAUGCAGAAACCUUAAGGUGUAUAACUAUACCAAAUGUCCUUGCUAAUCUUGAGCAAGCACGGGACAGGCAGAGCCGCCAGCCAGAGGGCCCUCUUACUCCAUCAAGAUAUCCUCUUACGCCAUCAGUGCAUUUCUAUGCUGGGGACUGGGAAGAACUUCCAACAGUCUUAUCUGUUGUGAGGAAUGAUGCCUUUGAAGUGACAGCAGGGAUGAGCCUGAGCUUCUCUGAGGAGGAUUUCUUGGAUGGAUGUAGUAGCCAAGAUGGCAGCAUUGUAGGUCAGGAAAAUUCUUCUAGGCGAUCAAGAAAGCUUUCAGGAAGCCGUGCAUGGGAGAGGGCUAGCGAGAUAGAUCGUGGUGAAGGCGGAUAUGAUGUUAUUCUGAUGACAGAUAUCCCAUACUCAGUGACCUCUUUGAAGAAGCUAUAUGCUCUCAUUAAAAAGUGCUUGAGGCCACCAUAUGGAGUAUUAUACAUGGCAACAAAGAGAAACUAUGUUGGUUUGAAUAAUGGAGCAAGGCAGCUGAAGAGUCUGGUAGAUGAAGAAGGCAUUUUAGGAGCCCAUUUGUUGAAGGAGAUUACUGAGAGAGAUGUUUGGAAGUUCUUUCUCAAGUGAACAUCAUUCUUCAGAAAUGCCCUCAUUGUUCUCAAAUUUUCAGGUUAUACUUUUGCCCUAAAUACUAUUUUUUCUGUAUAUUAUAUAUCACAAAUUUCCUUUAAUUUUUUUUUUUCAUAAUAAUGAAAUUAGAAUUUAAAUGUUCAGCCAGUAGGUAUCUAAUUUUGUUGUCUUUGCAAUGUUACAUGUAAAUCAAAACUCAGCAAAUCGAAGGUUCAAAUUACGUUUGUCUAUUUAUUUAUUUAUUCUAUUAUUUUC